AUGUUUUAUCUUUACUUUUUCUUUGUUUUAGGAUGCUCAGCAUUAUAUGAGAACUGUCCUUAUGUGAUACAUCCUAGUAAAGAAGAGCUCUCAGGGCUGCUAGAAAACCCGGAUUAUAUGGCGGUUGAUAUUAUUUAUGAUAGAAAUGGCAUGCCAUCUAAAGUCCUUUCAAACGUAAUUGUUGAUGUAUUAGACAAGUACCAUACUUUUGUUAAGGUCUAUGCAUAUGACUGUGCAGACGAUGAACAAUUAUGCCCUGAAAAUAUUAAGGCUGAGCUGCCUAUAUUUGAAGCUCACGUGCCGGCUGGGCUAAAUCCAUAUACAGGAAAGCCACUUGUGCAUAAAAGAAAAUUUGAAGGAGAAAUUGCAUAUAAAGAGGUUUCAGACUUUUUAUUGACAAACAUCCCGUUUUUAGGCGAAGUGCUAAAUAAAGAAAACGAAGAUUUCUUGAAUGAAAACCAACUGAACCAUGCUAUUUUGUUUAGCAGCAAAGAAAAAGCUCCACUGAUCUUUAAGGCGCUUUCUUCAGAGUUUAGAGGAAGAUUGGAGUUUUGGGUAUCUUUGUCAAGUGAUCCUGAGUAUUCAAAGACGUUUGGGGUUACUGAGUAUCCUACACUCAUGGUAAGGGUUGGGGAAGAUAUGUAUAAGUAUACAGGAAAAUAUGAUUUCUUUGAAAUCUCGAAAUUUUUGGACCAAUUUGCUGCAAAGGAGAGGCAAGAGUUAAAACUGAAAAAGAAAAAGCCGAAGGAAGAAAAGAAAGAGGAGCCUGAAAUCCCUCAAUUCCCUAUUCUAGAUUUGGAUUCAAAUAACUUUAAAGAAAAACUAGAAGGAGGCAAGCUUGCAAUUGUUCAUUUCUAUAAAGAAAGCCAAGUAACUGAAUGGGAAGAAAUUAAAAAGAACUACAAUGGCGUUGUACUACUUGCGAAUUUCCAAUGCAAAAAUGAAGCUGAAGAAGAGUUUGCAAAAUCAUUAGGCGUCAAAAAGUUCCCAUCACUUACUCCCCCCCUCCGUGAGUGAACAAAACCAUUAGAAAAAUCGCUAUUUUUUGCCAAAAACCCACCCUCCGUGAGUGAACAAAAAAUUUUUUUAUGGAAAAAAAUUGAUAUAUAAAUGAUAAUUAUUAUAAUGAAAUCUAGAGCUAAUUCUGUUUAUAUUUAAACGAAUUGCUUUUUAAAACAUAAAUUUUGCAAAUUAAAUUAAUAUUUGCUUUCCAAUUUUUGCGAAUUAGGAAUUUUUUUAAUUUCGAAAAAAAAAUUAACCCCCUCCGUGAUUGAACAAAAUUUUUUUGUUCACUCACGGAGGGGGGGGAGUUAGAAUAUUCCCAAUUAACCGCAAACGUAAAAGCUUGGAACUUGUUUUCUCCAAUCAAUACGAGCUUGAAUAUGAAAUUUCCAGAGAGCUAAAAGUCGAUAUCAUUUCACUUUCUGAUUCAAAUAUCAAUGCAUUUGUCAAUCAAGUAGGUGAAGAACAAAAAGUAGGAUUAUUAUACCUAACAGAAACUACCCCAAACCUUCAUUUCAAAGGUCUCGCAUCUGACCCUGCAUUUAAAGAUUUCGUCAAAUUUGGCAGCCUUAAUAAACCUCCAGAGCAAGCUAAACAAAUUUUCAACCAAAGCAGAUAUCCUACAAUAAUCGCAUUUUCUUCUCCAGAUGAAAAAGGAGAUUUUAAUCUAUUAGAAUUUACUGGGAAUUUAAAUGAUUAUGCAGCUAUGAGCUUUUUCUUAGAUAAACAGGCUAUCCCAUAUAUGCUUAAACGAGAGAUCAGCCCUACAGUUGAUGUAGAGAAUGCAGAUAUCGUAGAAUUUAAACACAAAAAUUACGAAAAAGCAUGCACAAAGAAAAUUGGGAUGUGUGUAAUAGGCUUUUUUGAAGGUAACCCUGUAAGAUUUAUAUAGGAAAACACUCCCCAAUUUUCUGUACUUAAAAAAGUGAGUUUAUUGAUGGAAAAGCGAAAAAUCCCUUUCCAUUUCGGCUGGGUUGAUGGGAUUUGCCAGCAUGAACUGCGAGAAAGUUUUGGAAUCUCAGAAGCAAUGAUGCCAAAUCUUGCAGUUUAUUUCCCACACAAACAAAAAUCAGCCAGACUUGUCGGAACUUUCAAUGAAGAUGAUAUUAAUUCCUUUUUAGAAGGUGUUACAAGAGGGAAAAUCUCAACUGACGACAAAGCCAAAAUUAAAGUUAUCGAUAGAGAUUGUGAAGCUUUCCAUAAUAGUUUAAAGCAGAAUACAGAAGAAGGUCAUGAUGAAUUAAUUGAAGAAGUACUAAAAGAGGAGGAAGAGAAGAAAAAAGCUUUAGGGGUUGAAGAAGGGACUUCAAAGAAAGGAAAGAGGAGAAAAAGAAAAGGAGUGAGUAAGGCAGAUGAUUUAUAA
Blepharisma stoltei is the source of this 2365-nucleotide messenger RNA. Lineage: Eukaryota; Ciliophora; Heterotrichea; Heterotrichida; Blepharismidae. The record is from the annotation of a GenBank genome assembly.